Molecule: messenger RNA, 3125 nt
Organism: Carica papaya (papaya)
Lineage: Eukaryota; Viridiplantae; Streptophyta; Magnoliopsida; Brassicales; Caricaceae
Source: RefSeq, a predicted model, not a curated record
UUUGCUGGUAUAAAACAAUUGAGAAAGAUGCGAAAUUCUCGAUUCAUGGCAGUUGCGAUGUGAAAACUGGAAAAGUAACGCACGACCAGACGCACUCACUCACUCAACGUAGAAGAGAGAGAUUGGAACUGACACCGGCAGAUCUAGAAAACCAUACAGAUCCAAGACGAACAGCAGAAACGACGACGAGGACGCUCUGGUUGGUUUUCGGUUUGGUCCUCGUAAGUUUUUAGGUGGAAGAAAGUUGAAAGUAUGGAGCGGUUCAUAGAUAACUUGCCGCCAAUGGAUCUGAUGCGGUCCGAGAAGAUGACUUUUGUUCAGCUCAUCAUUCCAGUCGAAUCCGCUCACCGAGCCCUCUCCUACCUCGGAGAACUCGGUCUCCUUCAGUUUCGUGAUUUAAAUGCUGAUAAAAGCCCUUUCCAGCGAACAUUUGCUAACCAGGUAAAAAGAUGUGGAGAGAUGUCAAGGAAGAUGCAAUUUUUCAAAGAGCAAAUUGCUAAAGCUGGUCUACUCUCUUUUGCACAUCCUACUCUGGAACCAGAUAUUGAGUUGGAGGAAUUGGAGGUACAACUUGCUGAACAUGAACACGAGCUAAUUGAAAUGAACUCUAACAGUGACAAACUUCGACAAACGUAUAAUGAGCUCCUGGAGUUCAAGAUAGUAUUGCAAAAGGCUGGUGGGUUUCUUUUAUCAAGUGACAAUCGCUCAGUUGGAGAAGAGACAGAACUAAAUGAGAAUGUGUACUCAAACAAUGACUAUAUUGAGACAGGUUCUUUACUUGAUCAGGAAAUGAGGCAUGGACCUUCAGAUCAAUCAGGAGUAAGAUUUAUUAGUGGAAUUAUUUGCAAAUCCAAAGCUCUUAGAUUUGAGAGGAUGCUGUUCCGUGCUACAAGGGGAAAUAUGCUUUUCAACCAGGCACCUGCAGAUGAAGAAAUCGUGGAUCCUGUAUCAGCAGAAAUGGUAGAGAAAACUGUUUUUGUAGUUUUUUUCUCUGGGGAGCAGGCAAGAACGAAGAUACUGAAAAUUUGUGAAGCAUUUGGAGCAAAUUGCUAUCCAGUACCAGAAGACGUAACCAAGCAGAGGCAGAUAAGCAGAGAAGUUGCAUCUCGACUUUCUGAAUUAGAAGCCACUUUGGAUGCUGGAAUUCGCCACCGAGAUAAAGCUCUUACUACCAUUGGGUACCGCCUAACAAAAUGGAUGAACAUGGUGCGGAGGGAGAAGGCUGUCUAUGAUACAUUGAAUAUGCUGAAUUUUGAUGUUACUAAAAAGUGUCUUGUUGGAGAAGGAUGGUGUCCAAUAUUUGCAAAAACUCAGAUACAGGAGGCUCUGCAACGUGCAACUUUUGAUAGCAAUUCACAAGUGGGCAUAAUAUUUCAUGUGAUGGAUGCACUGGAAUCACCUCCUACAUAUUUCAAGACAAAUCGAUUCACAAACGCAUUUCAAGAAAUUGUUGAUGCAUAUGGGUCUGUCCUAUUUCUCUAUUUGGUUUGGAUGUGCAUGUUUGAUCCCGGUCAGAAACUAGGAAGCUUUAUGGAGAUGUUAUUUGGGGGGCGAUAUUUACUCCUCCUGAUGGCACUUUUCUCAAUUUACUGUGGGCUUAUCUACAAUGAAUUCUUCUCUAUUCCUUUUCACAUUUUUGGUGGAUCUGCUUACAAGUGCCGAGAUAUUAGUUGCAGUGAUGCACAUUUGGCUGGUCUAGUCAAAUACCGAGAUCCAUACCCAUUUGGUGUGGAUCCUAGUUGGCGUGGGAGUCGUUCUGAAUUGCCUUUCUUGAACUCUCUUAAGAUGAAGAUGUCUAUAUUGUUGGGUGUGGCCCAGAUGAAUUUAGGAAUUGUGUUAAGUUAUUUCAAUGCACACUUUUUUGGUAGCUCACUGGAUAUAAGGUAUCAGUUUGUGCCACAGAUGAUCUUCCUUAACAGUCUUUUCGGGUAUCUUUCGCUUCUCAUUAUCAUUAAGUGGUGCACUGGUUCUCAGGCAGACCUUUACCAUGUGAUGAUUUACAUGUUUUUGAGCCCUACCGAGAAUCUUGGUGAGAAUCAGUUGUUUUGGGGUCAGCGGCCACUUCAGAUCAUUUUGUUGCUUUUGGCUCUAAUUGCAGUUCCAUGGAUGCUAUUUCCAAAGCCUUUUAUCUUGAAAAAGCUUCAUUUAGAGAGAUUUCAAGGUCGUAGUUAUGGGAUACUUGGCACUUCCGAGAUAGAUCUUGAUGCAGAACCAGACUCAGCACGGCAACGUCACGAGGAGUUCAACUUUACUGAGGUUUUUGUGCAUCAAAUGAUACACUCCAUAGAAUUUAUUCUAGGGGCUGUCUCAAACACAGCAUCAUACCUUCGGCUUUGGGCUUUGAGCUUGGCACACUCUGAACUGUCAACCGUUUUCUAUGAGAAAAUUCUUCUUCUUGCCUGGGGGUACGACAACAUCUUCAUCCGAUUAAUAGGGUUAACAGUUUUUGCUUUUGCAACUGCUUUUGUACUGCUCAUAAUGGAGACUCUAAGUGCUUUCCUGCAUGCCUUGCGUCUUCAUUGGAUGGAAUUUCAGAAUAAGUUCUACCAUGGCGAUGGCUACAAGUUUAGACCUUUCUCUUUCACCUUGAUUGUAGAGGAAGAGGACUAAUUCUCAAUACAUUCUGAUCUUUUUCGUCUUCACACACAAGAAACAAAAUGAUUAUAUUGAAGGGCUUGGAAUUUUUCCAGGCUACCUAGAAUGGAUUCCAAUGGAAACUCAAGAGACUGGCUGACCGACACUCAACAAAUUUUCCCCUAACAUAAUUCUUGCUGCAUAUCUAAGAUUGUGGAAAAAUCCUUGAGCAGAUUCUUCCAGGCACAGUAAGUUUACAUUGGAACUGAAACUUUUUUGUUCUUGAGGUUGGAAAAAGGGGGUAGUUAGGGCUAGAGGUGAAAAGCUUUGUCGUAAAGAGAGGCUGGAGAGACUCAUCCAUACCAAAUACCACAUAGCUUUCCUUGGAUUUCAACUGGGUUCUUUCUUGGGUUUGCAGGCUUAUAAAUUUCACAUUUUCUUUUUUAAACUUUGAAUAGUAUAUCCAAGUGUAGUUAUGAUUCAUAAACUCACAGUCCCAUUUUUGUAAGAAUUUAUAAUAAAUCAAAAUAGCGAUAAUAUCCAUUCCAAAA